AUGGGCCGCCGCGGUCUCGGCACAACUGUAGAUGCAGCAGACGUGGCUCAGGCGCGAAAGUACUGCUUGAACCAGCUCAGAAAUGGCGACUAUGAAGCCUAUCUCAUCCGGCACUUCAUCCCUCGAUCGGUGCAGGACGCCUACGACGCCCUCCGGACGCUGAACCUUGAGCUGGCUCGCCUGCCCGAGACCGUGUCGAAUCCGACGAUAGGCCGUUUCCGUAUGCAGUUCUGGCGAGAUACGGUCAAAACUACUUUUGCUGGCAACCCGCCAAGAGAACCCAUCUCGAUCCUACUUCACAGUGCUAUCACGAACCUCACAGCCCGAGCAGGGGCCGGCGGUGCAAGCUCGCUCAAAUUUUGGCUCUUGCGCUUGAUCGACACGCGGGAGAAGCGCAUGGAGAACAAGCCCUUCGUCAGCUUGGCGGGUUUGGAGGACUACGCCGAGAACACGUAUGCCACGCUGAUGUACAUGACCCUCGCCGCCAUGCCGCUGCGGUCGGUGCAUAUGGAUCAUCUAGCAAGCCAUAUCGGCAAGGCGUGCGGCAUCGCCGCCACGUUGCGGGGCAUUCCCGUCCUUGCGGCACCCUCACGGCCGAUCCAGGGUCCUUCGGGAUCUAGUGUUGGAAACACCAGGAGCCCCGCACUGCUACUCCCUCUCGAUGUCAUGGCUGAGGUGGGCUUGAAGGAGGAGGAUGUCUUCCGCCGCGGUCCGCGGGCUGAGGGGCUGCAGGAAGCUGUCUUCGAGGUCGCCACACGGGCCAAUGACCAUCUCAUCACGGCGCGAGAAAUGCUCAAGAAUCUGCAGUCUGGAAAGGAACCCGGGCAUGACUACGAGCAUCAAGGGGAGCCUGAGCACAAGUAUUCCGGUACGCUGCACGGCGGUGAGGACACAAUAUCCGACAUCCAGCGUGGCUUCAGCGUGCUUUUGGAGGCCAUCGCGGCCGGGGACUACCUUCGGCGACUAGAGAGGGCUAACUUUGACCCGUUCAAGGUCAAGGCUGGCUGGAAUCUCCCUUGGAGGCUCUGGGGGGCACACAAGCGUCACGAAAUAUAA
Molecule: messenger RNA, 1056 nt
Organism: Parathielavia appendiculata
Lineage: Eukaryota; Fungi; Ascomycota; Sordariomycetes; Sordariales; Chaetomiaceae
Exons: 2
Coding region: 1-1056 (351 amino acids)
Biological process (GO): biosynthetic process; mitochondrial respiratory chain complex I assembly
Cellular component (GO): mitochondrion
Source: RefSeq, a predicted model, not a curated record